AUGGCACUAGAUCCUCCAAUCGAGGAUGAACAACCAAUUCUCAUACCUGACGAUAUGAGUGAUGAAAUAAUUGACGAUGAACUUAUAGCGCCUGAAGCAAAAAACAAAGAAGUAUUUGUUAAUACUCUGUUAGAUGAUCAAACAUCAUUAGCAGUGGAAAGUUAUCGUAUUCCAUCUUAUCAACUCGAUUGGCAUUUCAUAAAUAAAGAUACAAUACGUGUAACAUUUCGAUUAUAUACGUUUCCGAGACAAACUAACCAUCAAAAUGAUAUUUCUUAUUCAUCAGCAUCAAUCACACCCGUCAAAAAUCGUAAGACAAAAAAACCGACAACAACCACUACAUCAUCACCACCUUUGUCAUCGAUUCAUUAUUUAAAAUAUUAUGUAUUUGUUAUAAAACAUUAUAAAACGAUGAAAGAACGUGCAUUAAGUAUACAACCUCUUAUCAUUAUACCCAAAAAUCAAUCAAUAACAAAAACUGAAUAUAUAUCAACAACAUUAAGAUUAACAGGAUUAAAUAAAAAAGAAAAAUAUUCAGUAUGUUUAUGUUAUUAUCAAACAAACUCUUCUCAAUAUCGACCCGAUUUUCUUCUAUGUCAAGAUAUUAUUAAUGAUUAUUCAAAAUUUAAACAUCAUAAAUCAAACGAUCGUAACGAAUUAUUUUUUAUAAUUACUCAAUAUUCUAUUAUUAUUGCUCUUCUAAUUGCUCUGCAAAGCGUAUAUACGAUGAGAAAAAGACGUAUUGCACACAUAUUACAUCAACAUUUAAUACAAAAAGCUCACACUUUUCGUCAUACACUUUCAUCGGUUAGUCUCGUUCGACAAUCACUUGCGUCAUUGGACACGGCUACAACAGCAGGUGAACAUCAUCGAAAUGGUGGUAAUUCAUCAGGUACACAUAAAACAAGUCAUGCUCUCGAUGAAUUUGAUCAUAAAUUACAAAAUGUUUUACACGAAUCAACAAUAAACGAAGAAGAACACCUAUCACCACCUAAUAUUAUUAUCAACAAUGAUGAUGAACAACAAGGAAAAGUUAAAAAAUCUGCAUCAACAGUCGGUAGUAAUUCAGAUGAAAAAGAACCAUUUCUAAAACAUAUUCACAGUAAAAAUCAUGUUCACUUUUUAUUGGGUAGUAAUACACCAGAAGCAUCUGAUGAUGAAGAUGAUGAAGAAAAAAAGAAACUAGAACAAUCAAACACUAAUUUCCUUCAGAGUUAUGAUGAACGGAUACUGGCAAAAACAGAAGAAGAUAAUGAAAAUGCUGGCCCCUAUAAUGAACAUUCGGAUGCUGUACAAUGUAUGAAACAUAUAUUAGAUACAGCUAAACCAUGGACAGCUGCAACAACAAUUGCAUCACUUUCAGCUGUACCAAGUUUAAGUGAUAGUACAACUCACAUUGGUGAACAAUCAGUAACGACACAAUCACCACCAAGAGUAUUUCAUGUCAGUAAGUCAAAUGUUUGA
Messenger RNA from Didymodactylos carnosus, 1464 nucleotides. The record is from the annotation of a GenBank genome assembly. Lineage: Eukaryota; Metazoa; Rotifera; Eurotatoria; Philodinida; Philodinidae.